Alternaria burnsii is the source of this 2595-nucleotide messenger RNA. RefSeq names its product glycoside hydrolase family 35 protein. Gene Ontology annotation, biological process: carbohydrate metabolic process. Lineage: Eukaryota; Fungi; Ascomycota; Dothideomycetes; Pleosporales; Pleosporaceae. Gene Ontology annotation, cellular component: cell wall; beta-galactosidase complex; vacuole. Gene Ontology annotation, molecular function: beta-galactosidase activity. The transcript has 3 exons. Bases 1 to 2595 code for a protein of 864 amino acids. The record is from RefSeq and is a predicted model, not a curated record.
AUGACUUCGAAUUCCUCAAUUCCUCACCUCCGACAAUCUGGAAACACCAAACAACUUAUUCUUCAUGGCAAACCGUAUCUGAUGCUAGGCGGCGAGCUGCAAAAUUCCUCGCUUUCAUCUGCCGAAUACAUGAGCGAGAUUUGGCCUAAGAUGGUUGCAACGAAUGUCAAUACUCUUCUUGGCUCCGUCAGUUGGGAGAUGAUUGAGCCUGAGGAAGGCAAGUUCAAUUUUAAAGAGCUGGACAAAGUCAUAUUGGAUGCACGAAGACACGGCUUACAUCUGAUCUUAUUAUGGUUCGGGUCAUUUAAGAAUGGCAGAUCGACUUACACGCCAUCAUGGGUGAAGACGGAUCCGAAACGCUUCCCACGCGCUGAACUUCGAAAGGCCGGAGGAGUGAUUGAGAUUGCAGAUGUCUUGUCUCUGUUCCAUAAGCAGAAUGUUGAAGCGGAUGCGAAAGCAUUUCAAAAGCUGCUUGCUCAUGUCAAAGAGAUAGAUGAAGAUCACAGUACCGUGUUGAUGGUGCAAGUCGAGAACGAAGUCGGUCUUCUGUUCGACAGCCGGGACGGAAGUGAGAAGGCUAAUCAAGUCUUCUCUGAAACAGUACCUGCAGAACUUCUUCAAUUCUUGAGCAACGACUAUGAUCGGCUACACGCCGAUCUCAAAGCCAACCUCCAGACUUUCGUCGCACGCUCGAAGCCGCAGUCUGGUACAUGGGAGGAAGUGUUUGGCGUUGGUAGCAGGACUGACGAGCUCUUCAUGGCGUACCAUUACGCACAUUACGUCAAUCGUGUAGCAGCGGCUGGUAAAUCCGUAUACACAAUCCCGUUGUACACCAACGUAUGGCAGAACUAUGCUGGGGAGGAUGCUGACAAAGACACUCCUAUUGUCGUGGGCGGAGGCGGAGAGCCUGGUGAUUAUCCUUCCGGAGGCGCAACAAGCAACGUUCUUGAUAUAUGGCUACGAUUUGCGCCAGACCUCGAGUUCAUUGCGCCGGACAUUUAUCUUAACGAGUACACUGGCUUAUGCGCGAAGUACCGACAUGGCGGUAACACGCUUUUUAUCCCUGAGCAGCGAAGAGAUGAAUAUGGCGUUCGUCGGAUUUGGAUAGCCUAUGGAACCUUUCAAGCUCUGUUGGCUAGCCCCUUCGGCAUCGACACUUUAGAGCCUGAGAAAAAUCCUUAUACGAAACACUAUGGACUCUUAUCACAGGUCUCUCAGAUCGUCCUUGAAGCGCAAAGUAAUCCAGGCUCGUCGGUUGGCUUCUGUUUUGAUGAAAUGAUCGGCGAUAGAGAUUCAUCCAAACCAAUCAAGCAACGUUUCGGCGACUGGGAUAUUACUGUAGAGCGCUCCUUUGUCUUUGGCAAGCCUGGAACUGGCAGCGGUAUGGUCAUUCAUCGUGGCGGAGCGAGCUUUUUACUUAUCGGCUGGGGUUUUCAGGUGAUGGGUCGAUCGACAAAGGCCGACACAAAGUUCAACGGUAUCCUAAGGAAUGAAGAGAAGAUUGUAGACGAUGUAGCGACAGGUUCAUUACGAACACUAAGAACGUUGGGUGGUGAUGAGACGAGAAGUGGAGCGAACGCGAUGAUGCCAAAUGAAGACCCCGACUAUGGAGGGUUUCCUAUUGCCAUAACAAUUCCGGCAAGAACUGGUAUCGCUGAGUCUCACACCACGAUGUCACGCUAUUCUCGGUGUGCAGCAGCAGCUCUAACUGUCUGCUGCCUAGCCUCUGCUCAGACCACAGCAACAGCCGUCGCUUCCUUCACACCCACAUCAUCUCAAACCUCAGCCCCAACCUCAAACCUUCCAGCUUUCGAAAUCGACAUCUUGUUUCCUCGCAGAAAUGAAACAUACAACUUCACCUCCUCAUUGCCCAUCGUGUUCGCCUUCCAGAACCUUACUGCGGCUGCUGAACUCGGUUCCUUCAAAUUCACAUGGGAUAUCAUGCCGUGGAACAGCAUCGAGAAUCCCAUCCCGGGGGGCGUGAUUGAGGAUUUAUGGGACAGGAAAUUCACCUCGCAAAAUGUAUCCACGUUCACCAACACCGAUGGAUCACCGUACAUUCUGGUCAACUACACUAAUCCAAAGAAAUGGGAUCAUCCACCAAACUACGGAGGCACUGCAUAUGCAUUGCAGUGGUAUAUCCAAUGGCAUGAUAUAGAUGCCCAGUGCGACCACCCCAGACCUGUCAUAACUUCAACUCGAGAAGUGCUUUUUACCCUUUGGCCCGUAUCAUCCAUAUCGCCCAGUGAUUGGAGUGCCCCUGAUCCAAAUGCGCUCGGAAAUGUCACAGACAAUUGCGCGCAAUUGGGCACUUUCGCCAGGGUCCACGCGAGCGAUUUGGACGUCUGUUCACUGGAUCAGUUACUGUUAGGAGACAACGGGGAUCCAUGCGCCAUCAAGCCUGAUGGAGCCAUGGUCAGCAGCAUAUCUAGCGUGGUAGAAAGUCUGUCUGCUUCACAGAGUCUUGCUACUGCAGCCCCAACGACUACUGAGUCGCCUGCCUCGUCGAACGCUGCCGUCGCAACAGGUGCGUCGGUACAGCCAGGACUCGCCGCAGCCUUGGUACUAGGUGGAUGGGAAUUGUGGUCGCUGUAA